CAAAUCAACAGCAAUUGGUGUAAUUACAUUUCGUAUAAAGAUCCGUAGUCUAGUUAUAUGAAACUAUUUCUUGAUAUAUUUUUAUCUUAAUAAUUAUAUUUAGUGAAUAGAAGGUUAUCGAUAAAUUGAUAUAUUCUAACGUAACAAAUCCUGAUCUAAUAACUGCUCGUUACAUAGCAACUUGCCGUACAUAAGUUAUAUUAGUAAGUUAGUAGUCAAUUAGAUUAGUGUCAUUGGGUUGCAUAUAAUUCACAAUUGUUCAAGAUUUUUUUAGAUGACAUUACGUGUCGUAUUUAGGAAACAGUUUACAUCGUUAUUCAUUUCAACGAAAGCAUUCACUUAUUCUACUUCGAGAUUCAAUAUGAUCGACUUUCUACUGCAACUGUUUUCUAUUGGCUGAUCGAGUCAGAUCGAGUCACUCGCGUGCUGGUAGUUACUAAAUAAUGGCAAACGUAUUUUCUCUGUCUUUUUAAAAUCAAAUAGUUUAAAAGAAAAAUGGUAAUCGCGAUCGGAUUCGAAGGUAGCGCGAAUAAAUUAGGUAUCGGAAUAAUUCGAGAUAAUGAUGUUUUGUCGAAUGUUCGACAUACCUACGUUACACCGCCAGGCGAAGGAUUUCUACCUCGUGAAACUGCGCAACAUCACAGACUAUAUAUUCUCGAGGUUUUAGAAAAAGCAUUGAACGAUGCUAAUGUAACGUUAGAAGAUGUAGACGUGGUGUGUUAUACGAAAGGACCAGGAAUGGGAGCACCUUUAACGGUUGCCGCAUCGGUAGCAAGAACGGUUGCUCAAAUAUGCGAUAAACCAAUGGUUGCUGUAAAUCAUUGUAUCGGUCAUAUAGAAAUGGGACGUUUGAUUACAGGGAGUAUAAAUCCCACCGUUUUAUACGUUUCCGGUGGAAAUACACAAAUUAUCGCGUACUCUCGACAAAAAUAUCGCAUUUUUGGUGAAACAAUAGAUAUAGCUGUAGGAAAUUGUUUAGAUCGAUUUGCUAGAUUAUUAAAACUUUCCAAUGAUCCUAGUCCUGGUUAUAAUAUAGAACAGUUAGCAAAAAAAGGAAAGAAGUUAGCACCAUUACCUUAUGUAGUGAAAGGAAUGGAUGUAUCUUUUUCUGGUAUCUUAAGCUACAUAGAAGAACAUCUUCCUACUUGGCUCAAGUCAAAGGAGUAUACUCCGGAAGAUUUAUGUUUCUCUUUACAAGAAACAGUAUUUGCCAUGCUUAUAGAAAUUACAGAACGAGCAAUGGCCCAUGUAAACUCAUUGGAGGUAUUAAUUGUUGGUGGUGUAGGCUGCAAUGUGAGGUUGCAAGAGAUGAUGGAGGUUAUGUGUAAAGAAAGGAACGCGAAACUUCAUGCCACCGAUGAACGAUUCUGUAUAGAUAACGGUGUAAUGAUCGCUGUAGCAGGGUUACUUCAAUAUAAAAGCAGUGGCCAUACUUCCUGGUCAGAAACAACUUGUGUACAGAGGUAUCGAACGGAUGAUGUGCACGUAUCUUGGAGAGAAAAAGAUAGUUUUUUUGAAUAGUUUUUGCUUUGUUGGCCGGAGGUCUUGUUGGCGAGGUCCUCUUGGAGAGAGACAGAUAGUGCAUCUCUCUGUGUAACUGAUAGUGUAUACUCUAUAAAAUAUUAUCACGACACGGUUGGAUUCUCUGUUACUCACUCGUUUUGCCCUGUCAAAAAGACAUUGUAUUACAUGUUUGUUAAUAUACGUUUACGCAACAGC
Messenger RNA from Hylaeus anthracinus, 1719 nucleotides. RefSeq names its product probable tRNA N6-adenosine threonylcarbamoyltransferase (gene Tcs3). Gene Ontology annotation, biological process: tRNA threonylcarbamoyladenosine modification. Gene Ontology annotation, cellular component: EKC/KEOPS complex; cytoplasm. Bases 496 to 1521 code for a protein of 341 amino acids. The transcript has 4 exons. The record is from RefSeq and is a predicted model, not a curated record. NCBI's taxonomy places the organism in Eukaryota, Metazoa, Arthropoda, Insecta, Hymenoptera, Colletidae.